AUGGCGACUGAUGUACCCCGAACAGUGGAGCUGGGAACACGUGUCGUAACGUUUCCUUCGGUAGAGCUCCAGCAACUGCAAGAUUCCAAUCAUCUUCUGGGAAAUACACAGGCAUUACGGGACAAACUACACGAGCAAGGGUACCUCUUUCUUCGAGGAUUUCACGACAGAGAAGAGGUUCUACAAGCUCGAGAGGCAGUUAUACGAUAUGUGGCUUCUGGGGGCAACGGAAAGAUAAUGGAACCCGCAACAAAAGGAGUGCUUGAUUCCAGAUGUGGUAUUGGAUGUAUUCCCUUCAUGGAGGGAAGAAAUGACAUCACACAUACGGAAGAAGUAAUACGGGUACUUGAAGGUCCAAGGCCCAAGAAAUUCUUCAAAGAGCUGUUCGGUUCCGAAAGUAUUACCUUUGACUACAAAUGGUUAAGAGGGAUCCACCGUCGCGCGUUUACCGGAGCGCAUGUGGAUAACGUGUACAUGGGUCGUGGCAGUCAGAAUCUUGUGACGUUGUGGACACCAUUCGGUGACGUCAACGUGGAAAUGGGCACGCUUUGCAUGUGUGAGGGAUCACACAAGCUCGAGGGCUUCAAGCGAUUUCAGGAAACAUACGGUAGCUUAGAUGUCGAAGCCGCCAAUCUUAAAGGGAGCGGCUGGUUCACACACGAUCCUGAUGAGAUCAGUGCCAGGUUCGGCGGUCAAUGGAAAACAACAGAUUUCAAGGCUGGAGACGUCCUUCUGUUUACCAUGAGAACUGUCCAUAUGUCGACCUCCAAUUUGACAGAUUUCAUACGGAUAAGCUGUGACACACGAUGGCAGCCUGCCUCUGAACCGGUUGACAGAAGGUUUAUGGGUCGUUUUGAUUCUAAACACGAUGUUCAGUAUGGACUCUAUGCAGACAGUGAUAAAGUAUUGGAUUCAGUUACAAUGGAAACAUUACGCUAUAAGUGGGGAAUAUAA
Molecule: messenger RNA, 954 nt
Organism: Ylistrum balloti
Lineage: Eukaryota; Metazoa; Mollusca; Bivalvia; Pectinida; Pectinidae
Exons: 9
Coding region: 1-954 (317 amino acids)
Source: RefSeq, a predicted model, not a curated record